AUGAGCCAACAACGCAAACAACAAAGGGAAGAGGACAUCCAACUCUUGUUAGCUGUUAAAGCACAUCUUGGUACAAGCAACGUCAGUGAAUUUAUGAAGCCUUACGUGUUCGCAAAGCGUCCAGAUGGACUCAACCUCAUUCACUUACUCCUCCUUCUCAUCCUUGACCGAUUUUUAUAUAAUCAGUAUAAAGCCACGCCCCUAGCAUAUCUAAAAUCUAGCUACUUAUCUUUGAUAAUAAUGAAUAUUAUAGAUAUUGAAUGCAAUCACCCUAUCUAUAAUGCGAUUUAUAAUGCAUUUGCUUAUAUAUCACAUACUCUAUCUUUUAUCGCUAGCAUAUAAAAUAUUUUAAAAGGAAAAAAAAAAAUGAAAAAAAAUUUAUAUAAUUUUUCCUUGAUCGAGCAAUGGCGAUCAAUUCUAUAUAGGACUCAGGAAAAGUUAGGAAAAACCUGGGAAAAACUUAUGCUGGCAGCCAGAGCUAUAGUAGCAGUAGAAAACCCACAAGAUGUCAUCGUAAUCAGUGCUCGUCCAUAUGGCCAAAGAGCAGUUUACAAAUUUUCACAGUACACAGAAACCUCAUAUCUUGCAGGACGCUGGACCCCUGGUACUUUCACAAACCAGCGAAUUCCUAAGUUCAUGGAGCCUUAGUCUUAGUCUUAGUCAAAUUUAUAGAGUAGCUCCCGGCCAGGACCGAAGGUCCUUUUCUUCCGCAUUUUGGACGCCUUGCUUGCUUUCCUUGCCCUGCUCCCAGUGUGCACCUAAGUGCCACAUGCUCCUUCCGGUCAUGGGGCUUGGUCAUGCUAUCCCGGAAGUAGGCGAACUGGGUCACCGUGCUUCACGUCACCAGACUAGGGUUAGAGCUAAGGAUUAAUUCCUUAGCUCUUGUCGGCUCCUGCCAUGCCCUCCAAAUUGGCACUAGCGGUCCCUAGAGGAAAAACCCUUUUUGCCCCGUGUCCUAUCGGGACGACCCUAGGAUCGUCGUUGCUGGACUGUGAGGGAAACCUAGCCGGACACAAACUACCAGUGCCCAUUCCAGACCUUUCCCUGGGCGGAUUGGCUUCAGGCCGCAGCAAGGUCCCCAAUCUCGCCACAGUUCCGGGAGAGGACGGGUCGGUGUCGUCGCCAUUUUAUUUGUGUUAAGUUCAUGGAGCCAAGAUUAAUUAUUGUAACUGACCCUCUCACAGAUUACCAAGCACUUCAAGAAGCUUCAUAUGUAAAUGUCCCAACCAUUGCUUUUUGCGAUACAGAUUCACCAAUGAAGUUCGUAGAUAUUGCGAUCCCAGUUAAUAAUAAAGCUAAGAAUUCAAUUGCAAUGAUGUAUUGGCUGCUUGCUAGAGAAGUUUUAUACCUUAGGGGAGCUUUAAGCAGAUCUCAGCAAUGGGAUGUCAUGGUUGAUUUAUUCAUUUGGAGAGAUAUUGAAGCAGAAGAAAAAGCUGCUAACUUUUACUUACAAGGAAAAUUUUUAAUUUAUUUAAUAAACAAUUUGUUUAUAAUUUUUAAUUGAAGAUAUUUGAAAGGGUAUUGUCUUUUAAUUUUAAAUUUUAUACUUUAAAAUGAUAGAGUUAAAUCAAGAGAAUAAGCUUAAAAAAUUAUUAAAUAUAUGAAAUAUUAUUAAGAUAAAUUCAUUAAAUUUUACCAAAAAUUAAGGAUUUUAAUUUAUUUUGAUAGCCGUGGGGUUAAGGAACAAGGACAAGUUGCAAGAGAGGCCAAGGUCUAUAAGCAAAAAGAAGAGUGGGAUCAAGGAGCGGAAGCACACCCUGAAGGGCAUGAAGGAGGAGCUCAUUGGGGAGAAGAAAACUGGGGUAAUCAAGGAGAAGGAGAAUGGACAGAAUCAAAUCCACCAACAUCUUGGGAUUAA
Molecule: messenger RNA, 1858 nt
Organism: Blepharisma stoltei
Lineage: Eukaryota; Ciliophora; Heterotrichea; Heterotrichida; Blepharismidae
Source: the annotation of a GenBank genome assembly